CCUAUUAUCGAUAACAUCAGAAAUUAUUCCGUCACCGGCUGAAUCUUUCGAUGCCGAAGUAGGAAGGUGUGGCAGGCAGAUAUUUAGAGCCGGGGAACCAAAAACUGGUUGUUUGCCCUUUCUCCAUCCUUGUUUCCACCGCAAUUCAGAUUCCCCCUUCAUCCCCAUCAAAACGAAAAAGAGAAUGAAUCUUUUAAUCCCCAAUAUCCCACAGCAGAUCUCAUUCUCCAAAUCAGUGUCACUGUCACUCUCAGUAUCGGUGACACCCACUCCCCAGCCCCCCGUGCGCCCUCGGUUUCCCGCCAUAAUCCGAAUGGGCGGGGGACCGAGGACGUACCCGGGCGGGGUCUCCAAGUGGCAGUGGAAGCGCAUGCAGGCCAAGAAGGCCAAGCAGCUCCUCAAAGCCCGCCUCUCCCGCGAGCGUCACAUUUAUGAGAUGCGCAAGCGGGCCGAGCUCCGGGCCGCCGUCUCCGACCUCGAGAGACCCUGGGAGCCCGUCCAGCAGGCCCCCACCUUGUUCUCUGUGCGGGCCGACGAGCAGGUCAAGGUCCUCGCCGACAGGUUCCAAAGACCUGGUGGGUUUGACCUCUGGAGCGAGAAGGACGGGCCUCAGUUGUUUGAAACUCCUGAUGAGUUGCCAUCUGCAAGGUUCUUCCCCAAAGGGGUUGUUCAUAGUAUCAGGCCUUAUAGGAGGAUUGAUGCUGAUGAGUUGCUGGGGAAGGGUAGCGGGGUUAGUGAUCAUAGAGAUGGAGAGGAUUCUUCUUCUGCUGCAAGGUUUUUAUCUGAGGGUCUGGAUGAUGAGUCUGAUGAUCAGGAGUGUUCUUCAGCUUUGUUGAGCUCUUCAGAGAAUAAUGGGGUGAGUGUUCAUGGUGGAUUGAAGAAUGAUGGGAGGAAUGGACAGAGACUUUUGUUUGAGCAUGUUGACAAUGAAGGGUUUUCUUCUUCUCCUUUGGAUUAUGGGAGGAAGGGAUUGAAUUCUGGCGGCCGAAUGAGGAAGAAUAGGAAUGGAAGCAGGCUUAUGUCAGAGGGUGGUCGUGAUGGGUUUGAUAAUGAAGUGUGUUCUUCUUCUCCUUUGAGUUAUGGAAGAAGUGGAGGGAAUUAUGAUGGUAGAAUGAGAAGGAAUACGAAUGGAAGGAGGCCUUUUUCAAAGGAUGAUGAUUAUGGAUCUGAUGAUGGGGAGUAUUCAUUUUCUCCUUUCAAUUCUGAGAGGAAUGGAGUUGAUGGCAGAAUGAGGAAGAAUGGGAAUGGAAGGAGGUUUCCAUCAAGGGAUGUUAGUGGGUCUGAUGAUGGAGAGUAUCCCUCUUCUCCUUUCAGUUCUGAGAGGAAUGGAGGGAAUGUUGAUGGCAGAAUGAGGAAGAAUGGGAAUGGAAGGAGGUUGGCAUCCAGGGAUGUUAAUGGGUCUAAUGGGUCGUACUCUGGCCGAGUUGGUUCUGGUACGAGGCAGGGUUGGGGUAAUCCUAGUGCCAACAGAAGAGGUAGUGCCAACAGAAGAGGUGGAACAUACAGUAGCAGAAAUUCAAGCUAUGAUUUGCCAAGAUUCAGAGAUGCUAAUUCUGAAGUUUAUGAUAUGGAUUUGCAACAUGAUGGAAGUUACGGGUUCCACAGGAAGAGUGAGCAAUCUAAAUCUAGAAAUUGUUAAUGGUUUGAACACUCAGUCAAUCAAGGCAUUGUAGAGGAUGAAUCGAGUGCUGCUAUCGGCAUAAUGUUUCUUGAGGAAGGUGACAGAUGCGGAAAAUGUAUUGCCAUUUUGGUAGGCCUUUCUAGUCAGCUUAAUUCCUCAGAAUUUAUUGAUUCCAUGAAAACAACAAUGUCUUGUCUGAAUAUGCAGCAAGUUGAAUUUGCACAAGGACCUGUCAAAUACUGUAUUAUUUUGUAUAUAUUACGAGUCUUGAAAGAACAUUACUCGUUAUAGCUAUUUAUCAUUUAGGUCUUUAGUUGAAAUCCAUAGAAGUUUUAAUUUUCAUGAUUGCCAUGUAGUUCUUCUUGGGUGAUCUGUUCUUUAAUUCUGUGGUAACUGACCUAAAGUAUUAGUACGAAUGAGGUCAUAGAUUUGUUGAAAACAAUCUCAAUAUGAUGAAUUGCUGAUCAAUUCCUAAAUUGUAUUAUUCAGAGUA
This is a messenger RNA of Arachis ipaensis, 2114 nucleotides long. RefSeq lists its product as uncharacterized. The record is from RefSeq and is a predicted model, not a curated record. NCBI's taxonomy places the organism in Eukaryota, Viridiplantae, Streptophyta, Magnoliopsida, Fabales, Fabaceae.